Molecule: messenger RNA, 1920 nt
Organism: Monoraphidium neglectum
Lineage: Eukaryota; Viridiplantae; Chlorophyta; Chlorophyceae; Sphaeropleales; Selenastraceae
Exons: 5
Coding region: 1-1920 (639 amino acids)
Biological process (GO): nuclear-transcribed mRNA catabolic process, deadenylation-dependent decay
Cellular component (GO): mitochondrion
Molecular function (GO): double-stranded RNA binding; 3'-5'-RNA exonuclease activity
Source: RefSeq, a predicted model, not a curated record
AUGUUCUGGCGGACGUCGCGGUUCGAGCUCGCGGCGGCGCGAGAUCUGUCCAUGAGGGACGUCUUCCGCCGGCCGCUGGCGCCGCCCCACGCCCAGUUUGAGCCGAUGCUGGCCAGCUCGCCCCACCUGGCCGAGGCCUUGCAGAAGGUGACCACAGUCGCACAACUCGUCCUGCUGGUGCCCACAGGCGGCAGCCAGGGACCCAGCGGCAGCGGCGGCGGCACGGGCGACGGGCAGACAGGGGCGGCGGAGGCGGAGGCGGCGGCGGCGGCGCAGGGUGCGGGUGGCGCCCCGCCGCUGGUGGUGGUGAACACGCAUUUGUUCUUCCACCCGUUUGCGCCGCACAUCCGGUCGAUGCACGUGGCCGCGAUGCUGGAGGAGGCGGCGGCUGCCAUGCAGGAGUGGGCGGCGGCGCCGGGCCUGCAGCCGCUGCUUGCGGGCCGCGGGCCGCCGACGCCGCUGUUUGUGGGGGACCUGAACAGCGACCUGAACGAUGGUAUCCCCGGGGUGGUUGAGCUGCUGCGCAGCGGGCGGCUGCCCGCGGACUACUGGGACUGGCGGGAGGGGGCGGCCUUCAGGCGCGUUGGCGUGCUCAUGCGCUUCUGUGUAUGGGGCAAAGAAGAGGGGGAGUAUGCCGAAGAGCAGCAGCAGCAGCAGCAGCAGCAGCAGCAGCAGCAGCAGCAGCAGCAGCAGCAGCAGCACGAGCAGCCCACCCUCCCGCUCCGCGACGGCCACGACUUCGACCCCCCCGCCGCCAGCCCCUCCGCGCCGCUCGAGGCGCCCUCCUCCGCCGCGCACGGCGUGGACCUCACCGCUCCCUUCGCGCUCGCCAGCGCCGACGCCCUGGCCACGCCCUACACAAACUACACCAGCGGCUACAAGGCGCUCCUGGACUAUGUCUGGCACGACCCACAGGUGCUGGCGGUUUCCCGGCAGCUGCCCUGCCCGCCCCCGCAGCUUCUCGGCGGCUUUGUGCCGUCGCCGCGCUUCCCGUCGGACCACCUGGCGGUGGCGUAUGACCUCGUGCCGCGCGCUGCCGCAGAGGCGGCCGCGGCCGCGGCCGCGGCCAGGGUCGCCAACACGGCCGCGGCCAACGGCGGGUGCCAGGUGCUGCCAGCCCUGCCCGAGCGCGCGGCGGGCGCCGCGGCGGCGCUGAGAAGCGGCGGCGCGGCGCUGCUGCCGGCGGGCACGGGGUACGCCGCCGCAGCGGACGCCGCGAGCCCUGAGGGCGCGCGGCGGCUGGCCGCCUUGCGGGGUGGCAGCGGCGAGGGGAAGAAGCGCGCGGCCGUGCUCGCGGUCGCGGACUGCGCUGAUGUGGCGCGAUACUGCCAGGUGGACGGCCUGCCCGCCGGCCUCCUGGGGUCGCUCAUCCCAGGGCCAGUGACCGUGCUGCUGCCUCUGGCGGAGGGCGCACCACUCGCCCCAGAGCUGCUGCAGCUGCUGCUGCCGCACGGUGGCACGGGCAAGGCUCGCGCCGCCACCGCCGCUACGGUUAUCGGUGUGCGCGUGCCGCAAUGCGAGUUCACAAGGGCCGUGGCGCGGGAACUCGGCGGCGCGCUGGUGCUGGUGAGCGCUGUCGACAGCAGCAGCGACGGCAGCGGCGGCGGUGGCGGCGGCAGCAACAGCAGCGGCAGCGGCAGCGGCAGAGGGCAGGAGGCGCUGGAGCUGUUGGAAUGCGGGGACGACCUCUUGGCGAUGUGCUCUGUGGCAUACGACGGCGGCCGCCUGUCCGCGCCCAGCCGCGACGGGCCCACAGUUGUAGACCUCAGCACUCUGGCGGCUGGCGCUCCGCCGGCCAGCAAAGACGACAACAGCAUCAGCGGCAGCGGUAGCAGGCAGUACAAGAUAUUGCAAGAGGGGGCCGCGGGUGGAGGCGUGGCGGCCAUCCUGCAGGGGUGCUUCGGCCUCGCGCGGAUGUAA